Molecule: messenger RNA, 4855 nt
Organism: Acanthopagrus latus (yellowfin seabream)
Lineage: Eukaryota; Metazoa; Chordata; Actinopteri; Spariformes; Sparidae
Gene: capn1
Product: calpain 1
Exons: 22
Coding region: 607-2724 (705 amino acids)
Biological process (GO): proteolysis
Cellular component (GO): cytoplasm
Molecular function (GO): calcium-dependent cysteine-type endopeptidase activity; calcium ion binding
Source: RefSeq, a predicted model, not a curated record
CGUUAGUUCGACAGCAGGGCGUUUCUAAAUCAUAAGCUCUGCUAGGGAGCAGGGGAGGGGACGGAGCUGCGACUAAACAUGGAAGGAAAACGAGAAACUCGAACAGCACACUGAAUGUCUAAGUAACCGCCUGUUAACGGAAACACCCGGAAAGCUGCUGGCGGGACGAGGAAGGACUGAAACCCUGCACUCCCAUUGGCGUCUGGACAGUAAAGAGACAGCGGCGAACCUUUAACGGCAGCUCACUGGGACAAGAGAUCCGCUUGCGUCCGUGAAGCUCGUCCUUCGAGAUCACUGCAUCGAAGACAUCUGUCCACAGCAGAACCACAAGCACCGCAACCAUCAGCGGCCUCAUCAAUAGUUCAGUAGCUUCUUAAUGGCUGCUGAUGUUUCGUCUGAUUUAUGAUCCAGCCCUGAAGCCAUAACCACCUUAUAUCAGAUUUAGACCGGGACUGUCGCAGUGCGUUACAUCAAAGCUGCAGCUGCAAUAGGUCACAGUCACCUCAUUAAUUAUACACACAUCUUUGCAUUCCGUUGUUGUUGUUCCACUCGCACAAAACACCCAACGAAGAGCGACAGUUGACCCUGCGCCUGCGUUCGCUCAGGAUGGUGGAGCCCGUUUGUGCCACCGGCAUGGCCGCCAAGCUGAGGAGCCAGUGGGAUCGCGACGACGGCCUGGGGCAGAACCACAACGCCGUCAAGUAUCUGGGGCAGGACUUCGAGAGUCUGAAGGCCCAAUGCCUCCGGAGCGGGAAGCUGUUCGAGGAUAGCUUGUUCCCCUGCGCUGCGUCGUCGCUGGGGUUCAACGAGCUCGGCCCGAGAUCCGCCAAGACCUACGGAGUCCGCUGGAUGAGGCCCACGGAGUUCUGCAAGCGCCCCGAGUUCAUCGUGGACGGAGCUACUCGCACAGACAUCUGUCAGGGAGCUCUAGGGGACUGCUGGCUGCUGGCGGCCAUCGCCUCGCUAACCCUAAACGACAACCUCCUCCACAGAGUGGUUCCCCAUGGACAGAGCUUCGGGCAGGGAUAUGCUGGCAUCUUUCACUUCCAGUUCUGGCAGUUCGGCGAGUGGGUGGAGGUGGUGAUCGAUGAUCGGCUGCCGGUGAAGGACGGGAAGCUGUUGUUCGUCCACUCGGUGGAGGGCACCGAGUUCUGGAGCGCGCUGCUGGAAAAGGCCUACGCCAAGUUGAACGGCUGCUACGAGGCCCUGUCAGGCGGCAGCACGUCGGAGGGCUUCGAGGACUUCACGGGCGGCGUGACGGAGAUGUUUGAGCUGAGGAAAGCCCCACCCGACCUCUUCAGCAUCAUCAGCCGGGCCAUAGAGAGGGGAUCUCUGCUGGGCUGCUCCAUCGACAUCAGCAACACGUCGGACAUGGAGGCCGUCACGUUCAAGAAGCUGGUGAAGGGACACGCCUACUCUGUGACCGGUGUGGAGGAGGUCGUGUACAGAGGAAACCUGACCAAGCUGGUCCGCAUCAGGAACCCCUGGGGUGAAGUGGAGUGGACCGGAGCCUGGAGCGACAACUCCAGGGAGUGGGACAGCGUGGAUCACUCCGUCAAGAGUCGGCUUCAAAACCGCAGCGAGGACGGUGAAUUCUGGAUGUCGUUCAACGACUUCCUGCGCGAGUUCACCCGCCUGGAGCUGUGCAACCUGACGGCCGACGCGCUGCAGAACAGCCAGCUGAAGAAGUGGAGCUCCUCGCUCUAUCAGGGGGAGUGGAGGAGAGGCAGCACGGCCGGAGGCUGCAGGAACUACCCAGCAACCUUUUGGCUCAACCCUCAGUUCAAGCUCGUGCUGCAGCACCCCGACACUCCCGGCCAAUCGGACUGCAGCUUCCUGGUCGGCCUCAUGCAGAAGGACCGCAGGAAGAAACGGCAGGAGGGCAAAGACAUGGAGACCAUCGGGUUCGCCCUCUAUGAGGUUCCAAAGGAGUUUGUGGGCCGGUCAGGGGUCCACCUGAAGCGAGAGUUUUUCCUCACCCACGCCUCCAGCGCUCGCUCCGAGCUCUUCAUCAACCUGAGGGAGGUCAGCUCGCGGUUGCGGCUGCCGGCCGGGGAGUACGUCAUCGUCCCCUCCACCUUCGAGCCGCACAAAGAGGCCGACUUCUGCCUCAGGGUCUUCUCGGAGAAGCCCGCCGACUCGGAGGAGCUGGACGAUGACGUCGUAGCGGAUCUCCCAGCAGAGACUAAGCUGGAUGAGAGCCAGAUCGACUCCGGCUUCAAGAGUCUCUUCAGACAGCUGGCGGGGCCGGACAUGGAGAUCAGUAUCACGGAGCUGCAAACCAUACUGAACCGGAUCAUCAGCAAACACAAAGACCUGAAGACGGACGGCUUCACGAAAGAAGCCUGUCGCAGCAUGAUAAACCUCAUGGACACGGACGGCAGCGGGAAGCUCGGCCUGACGGAGUUCCACGUGCUCUGGGAGAAGAUCAAACGAUACCUGACCAUAUUCAGGGAGUUUGACCUGGACAAAUCAGGCACCAUGAGCUCCUACGAGAUGAGGAUGGCUCUCGAUUCCGCAGGUUUCAAGCUGACCAACAACCUGUUCCAGCUGAUCAUCCUGCGCUACACGGAGGCCGACAUGACCGUCGACUUUGACAACUUUGUCACCUGCCUGGUCAGACUGGAGACCAUGUACAAAACCUUUCAGACUCUGGACACAGAUAAGGACAAAGUCAUAACGCUCAACUUCUUUCAGUGGAUUACUCUGACCAUGUUUGCCUAGAGACGAGUGGACACCUCUGUAACUGCUGCUGCAGCUCCAGGCCCGGUGCAUUGUCGUUUCAAAAGUGCCUUUUCCAGCUCCAGUUCUUCCCGUCCUCGCUGCCGAGGCCCUCUGAUGCUAAAAGACUGUAAAUCCAUCUUUUUACAGUGCCUACAUUGGAAACAUGUGCCAGUCCAGUGUUUUUCCAUCUGUUGUGCCAACAGAAGGACGCUCACCCUUAUUGUAUCCUUGCAGCCAUCCAGCUGCAGCACCGACUGUGUGCUGGGCAGAGCAUUUUUAGCUAGGCUAUGUAGACAUUUUAGAGCUACACUGCAGGCAGAAAUAAAUGUAUUGGUUAAAUUUCAGUGGGAAGAGACAAGGUUUCCAACAAUUUUGUCGCUAUAGGUACCUUACAUGGUUAAAAAAAGAAAGCUAGUCGAACCUUUUCCCUCCAAAAAGUUAGCUCCCUUAGCCUAGCUGUCAUCCGUGAUUGAAGCAAUGCAAAAAAAAAAACGACUCAAAAGUAAGAACUGAAACAAGAAAAAGAAGUAAUACAUUGAUGAACUGACUAACAAACAUUUGAUUAACAAACACAAAAAUUUGACAAAGUAACUGAGGGAAAAAUAUGAGUAAAUUUCACAUUAUUAUUGUGUUAGCCGCCCGCCAUAUUAGCAAAAUUCCUGAACUUGGUUAAACUUACAGACAUGACCAGAUUUAUGUAAUGAGUGUGACAAUUGUUCAUUUAUGUUUUUCCCUUAAUAGUUUGGUUUUAGUCUUUGUCUUGGCUAAAGUAGAUGAGGACCAUGUUUACUAUACACAAGUAGCUACCUAGCACGUCAAAAUUGUGUGUUUGCUGUCCAUCUUGCACUGUAAUUCGACCAAUAUGAUUAUUUAUGCUCUUUUAAAAUCCAUAUAGACCAAAACCAAAACCCAUUUGAGGUGGCCAACUCUGACAUUUUAUCAGCUGUCCAAUUUAAAAUGAUGUUUUUAUCUGGAACGAACCAUCAAUGAUUCAUCUUUAUCGUAAAAGACUAUGAGGGAUACUUCUACUUUGCUAAAUUCAUCAGAAUUUUGAUCAAAUCAGUGUAUUGAUUGACACCUGGCUCCUCCACCACGAGUUAAUGCACUUGAAAUCAACCAGACAAUCUGCAAAACGCUCCUCUCCAGCAUAUAUUGUCACUUAUCUGUGCCAGAUGUGGUUGGUGUGGAGAGCUGUUUAAUGUGCCAGCUUGUUCUUUGGCCUGCCGUUCAAUGCCCCACAUUGAAUGUGCACAACGUGUAUCUGUACUCGGCCUUUGUGAAGUUGCCGGUGUGGCGCUUAAUGUUUACUGUACAUCUUGUGCCAAACGUUGUUUUUGUGAAGCCUCUCUGGGCCCCUGCAGUGCAGCGACAACGCCGGUGCACUCUGUCGUAGAGAAUGUGUCGAGAUGUCUUUCUUUUAGACUAGUUCCUGUUUAGCGUUGAAAUAUACCUGCUUAUCUUUAUGCAUGGCACAUGUGGAGAAAUAAGCGUUUUAUAUAAUGUCUGGAACUGGAUGACUUUUUGGGUUAAAAGGGGAACGCGUCAUCCUUGUUUAAUCUGGGGAGCGAGAACACGUCGGUACUUUUGGUGAGGGUAAACAAUUAUGCAAGACGGAUGGAUACGUCGCAUGCAUGCAGUGUGAAAUGUGAUAUAAUGUCUGCCUGCCUACUUUCUGUUCAACCAGGGGAGCAAGUGUUUUAUUUGAUAAAGUAACGUCACUUUUUUUGGGGGCGGGGGGUGAAUGACUUGAAAGCCUUUUUGAAUGCGGAGAUUCACGUGUAAAGUCGACCUGCAAGUGUUUCAAAUGCCGAAACUUUUUUUUUUCUGCCAAUUACUUUGUGUCAAAUGUUUGUGUUGCUGUAAAUGGAAGAAAAAAAAAUCAGAUUUGAAACUUUUAAAUCAACUCAUAGCGACUGCCAAGCCUGUUAACUUGUAUAGCGCUCCAACGAUGCCAGCGUAUCUUAUCUUCAGUUUUUGCAGCGCAAUGCUUAUAUAACAUUAUCUAAUGUUUACACAAGUGACAUUCUGGGUCUCUUUGGACCCAUUCAUCAUGCAGUACGUUGGUUUACUGCGCAGCGACUCUGUAAAAUGUCAGUACGCACUUUUAAAAUAAACAUGGGGAUGUUUUCAA